UGAUCGUUUGGCUCUUAUUGGCCCCCUCCCCCUUCCCUGCCUGCCGGCGCUCUUCUUCACUUCUUCUUCUUCUUCUUCUUCAGAGAGAGAGAGAGAGAGAGAGAGAGGCGUGCUGCAAAAUCACUGUGACGACUGAGCUCAAUCGACGUGUUUGAGCUUUCAGGAACCGUCACUCCACAUCUGCGGUGAGAUUUUGGGAAGGGGAAGAUGGAUUACGUCUAUGGACCAGGGAGGAACCACCUUUUCGUUCCGGGCCCCGUCAACAUCCCGGACCCGGUCAUAAGGGCAAUGAACAGGAACAAUGAGGAUUACCGCUCCCCUGCAGUUCCAGCUCUGACCAAGACUCUCCUAGAGGAUGUGAAGAAGAUUUUCAAGACCACCAGCGGCACCCCAUUCCUGAUUCCAACUACAGGUACUGGUGCCUGGGAGAGUGCUCUAACCAAUACGCUGUCUCCUGGAGAUCGGAUCAUAUCUUUCCUGAUUGGCCAAUUCAGCUUGCUGUGGAUUGAUCAGCAGCAGCGCCUUGGGUUCAAUGUGGAUGUUGUUGAGAGUGAUUGGGGUCAGGGUGCCAACCUCGACAUUAUGGCCUCCAAGCUUGCAGCAGAUACCAAUCACACCAUCAAGGCAAUCUGCAUCGUUCAUAACGAGACAGCCACUGGAGUCACCAACAACUUGGCUAAAGUAAGAAAAAUACUCGAUGAUUACAGGCACCCAGCUCUGUUGUUGGUUGAUGGAGUCUCAUCCAUUUGUGCUCUCGAUUUCCGCAUGGAUGAGUGGGGAGUGGAUGUGGCCUUGACAGGCUCCCAGAAGGCUCUUUCUCUCCCAACUGGGAUGGGUAUCGUGUGCGCAAGCCCCAAAGCCCUGGAGGCUUCCAAGACCGCAAAGUCUUACAGAGUCUUCUUCGACUGGAAGGACUACCUGAAGUUCUACAAAAUGGGAACAUAUUGGCCUUACACCCCUUCCAUUCAACUCUUGUAUGGACUCAGAGCAGCGCUCGAUCUGAUUUUCGAGGAAGGUCUUGACAAUGUCAUCGCUAGGCAUAACCGUCUGGCUACAGCAACAAGGCUUGCUGUGGAGGCUUGGGGCUUGAAGAACUGCACCCAGAAAGAGGAAUGGUUUAGUGACACCGUAACUGCGGUGGUCGUCCCUUCAUACAUUAACAGUGCGGAGAUUGUUAGGAGGGCAUGGAAGAGAUACAACUUGAGCUUGGGUCUUGGCCUUAACAAAGUAGCCGGGAAAGUCUUCAGAAUAGGGCAUCUCGGUAACCUGAAUGAGCUGCAACUGUUGGGCUGUCUUGCUGGAGUUGAGAUGGUGCUCAAGGAUGUCGGCUACCCUGUAAAGCUCGGAAGCGGGGUGGGGGCAGCUGCUGCAUACUUUCAGAAUACCACCCCGUUGAUCCCAUCCCGUAUUUAAAUCCCGGAGCCUCACCUCCUCCUCAUGUAAUUAAGUUGCCUCUUCUCCUAUCUACAUUCGUCUCUCUGAUUCCAUGUAAUUAAAAAAAGAUACCGGGUUAUUUCCAACUCCGCCUAGACAGUUAUUAGGCUAUUCUCGAGUUUCUGGCUCGAUAAGCUUGCUUUUCUCGCUACGCUGAGAUCCCGUGUUUCAAGUAUCUGUAGAACCUUCUUUUCAUUUUACGUUAUCUCUCCCUAUUCCUGCAC
Punica granatum (pomegranate) is the source of this 1658-nucleotide messenger RNA. The record is from RefSeq and is a predicted model, not a curated record. NCBI's taxonomy places the organism in Eukaryota, Viridiplantae, Streptophyta, Magnoliopsida, Myrtales, Lythraceae.